Oxyura jamaicensis (ruddy duck) is the source of this 2457-nucleotide messenger RNA. It is a transcript of the gene RTKN2, whose product is annotated as rhotekin 2. The transcript has 12 exons. The record is from RefSeq and is a predicted model, not a curated record. Gene Ontology annotation, biological process: positive regulation of cell population proliferation; hemopoiesis; signal transduction. Bases 110 to 1927 code for a protein of 605 amino acids. Lineage: Eukaryota; Metazoa; Chordata; Aves; Anseriformes; Anatidae.
AGCGGUGCCCACCGCCUCACAGAGGCGCCGGGGGGCGGGGCCGCCAUGACGCGGCCGUUGCGGCCGUUGCGGGGGGCGGGAGAUUUGAACGGCGGCGCCGCCGGGCACCAUGAGGCGGCUGCGGCACGGGGCGGAAUAUGACAUCCAAGAGAAGAUUAACUUUGAAAUCCGCAUGCGAGAAGGCAUCUGUAAACUACUUGCAGUGAGUACGCAGAAAGACCAACUUCUGCAAGCAGUUAAAAACCUGAUGGUUUGCAAUGCUCGUAUACUUGCAUACCGGGCAGAGCUACAGAACCAACCUGGAGAGCCAGUCUCAAUCGGAACUGAGGGGCGAUUGUCAGGCACUAGGACGAAAGACCGGGUGGCAUGCAGAGCAAAAGUUGCUCUAUCAGAUAUCCGAAUACCAUUAAUGUGGAAAGAUUCUGAUCAUUUCAGCAAUAAAGAAAGAUCACAGCGCUAUGCAGUGUUUUGUUUGUUCCGAAUGGGAGCUGAGGUUUUUGAUACAGAGGUGGCUAUUGUGGAUAAAGCAAUUACAGAUAUCUGUUUUGAAAAUGUAACCAUAUUUGAUGAAGCAGGACCAGAUUUCCAAGUGAAGGUUGAAGUGUAUAGCUGCUGUGCAGAGGAGUCUUUAUAUGUGACAAACACUCCUAAGAAACUAGCAAAGAAGUUUAAAACAUCCCUCAGCAAAGCUACGGGCAAGAAACUCAAAGCUGCACUGGAAGAAGACAGCACUGAGUCCCUUUUGCUAACUGACCCAGUCAUACAUGGAACAAAGUACAACUUGCUAGCAUAUACGACUUUGGGGCUGGAGAAUGCUGAGAAUGGUUUCAGGACCCACAACCUUACCAUUACAGGAAAUGAGGAAUCUUCUUUUUGGCUCCCCCUGUACGGAAACAUGUGCUGCCGUUUAGUUGCUCAGCCUUCCUGUAUGACUAGGGACAUGAUGGCAGGAUUUCUGAAUCAGCAGCAAAUGAUAGGAAGUUUAACUAGCUGGAGGAGGCUGUACUGCGUACUGAGAGGUGGAAAGCUCUUUUGUUAUUACUCACCAGAAGAAAUUGAGGCUAAACUGGACCCAGCAUUGACAGUUUCCAUCAACAAGGAAACCAGAAUUCGAGCUGUGGAUAAGGACUUGAAGAGAAGAACUAUUAACUUUUCUGUUACCAAUCCUGUGUCUGGAGAGGCUGUGACUCAACUUUUUGCUACUGAUGGUAGGGAAGAACUUCAUAACUGGAUGGAGGCUUUCUGGCAGCACUUCUAUGAUCUGAGCCAGUGGAAACAUUGUUGUGAAGAACUUAUGAAAAUUGAGAUUAUGUCACCACGGAAACCACCUUUGUUCUUGACAAAAGAAGCGACCUCCGUCUACCAUGAUAUGAGCAUUGAUUCUCCAGUGAAACACGAGGGCUUAGCUGAUAUCAUACAAAGGAAAAUUGAACAGAGCGAUGGCGAGUUCCUCCUUUGCCAGCAAAAAGAGUCUGCAUCUUCCUUAUGGGCUUCACUCUUUGAUGGAUCUCAUGAAGUGGUUGUUCAGAAAAACAUGCAUCCAGCCCCCAAAAGAGAUACUGCAAGUCCCAGCGAUGGCAGAGGGAAGAAAAGAAGAGCUCCACUACCACCCUCUGAUAAGUCACCAUACGGUGCAAAAGCACAAGUGGACACACAGCAACUUGCCUUGCAACUUGGCAAGGAAAACUGGGAGAAGCCUGACAGCGCACCUUGUAGUAGUUCUUUGGAUUCAGAGUUACCUAUGGUAACACACUUGCAGACACCUGUUGCUGCUCCUCGCAAAAUUGGCCCUUGUAGAAAAAACUGUUCAUCUGACCAUGGAAAUCCCAUUUCUUUGGUUGCCAAGACAGAGUCUGAAACGAAACCAGUACCAACCCCUAGGCAGAAAUACAUCACAGAAAUGCUAGACCCUAGAUCAUGGUUGUAGCCACAGGCAUAAUCAUUAGCUUAAAAGAGUCCCUGGAAUUUUAAGUUCCUCAGUCUUAAUACUAUAACUUUUGUGUGAAAAUAGAUUUUACCAUACAGCUUGUAAGUAUUGAGUUUAAAGUCUUUUUGGUUUAGUUUCCUGUCUUUUAGCCAGGACGUUACUACUAGCUGCAUUCUCAGCUGUACUUGUUAUUGGUAACAUCUAAAUAAUUGCACUAGUAAUGGGGAAUGGUUCAUAUGAAAUAAUGAUGCCACUUCUGAAACAGUGGUUUGGUACUUUUUGCCUUGAAAAGUUGGCAGUAUUCAGGGUAUCUCGGUGUCCCUGCACAAGGGAUUUUACUGUUGCCUUCUACCAGUCCCACAGCUUAUCCCAUCUGCAGCUCCUCCAACUAGUUCAAUUGGGAAUUUCACACAUUCAGCGCCAGGCUCGCAAAAAUGAUUUUCUUGGGCUCCAUGCUUCGCUUCACCUGAAAUAUUCUCAUAUCUCCCUCGCUGUUUGGGAACCGCUGCUUAUAAGAUAACGUACUGUGA